GUUUUUAUUCCACUUCAUCGAGUUCAUUCGCCUUCGACGACAUUCACACGCACAUCAAUACACUCGUACACUCGUACGACUUGUUGAAACGAUUUGUUUCUGUUGUUUGUCUCUUUUUUUUUUUCUCGUCGCGACGGACACGCGAUCUACCUCCCGUUGCGGAGCACCUAUUCCGUGCGAUUUUUCUACUCGUAUGCGCGCGCGCGUCGAUCGGUGUCCUCGUCGCGUGACGCGCGCCAAACGGCAACGGCAGUCCGACACUCCGACAACGACCCGGGCGGGACGGUGGUAUGUGCCGACGACGUCCACGGUGAUAACGGAGCGGUGCGCGCGCGAUACUUCCGUUCGGAUUCGCCGACCUCGAUCGAUAUUAUGCGCUGCACGCGCCGUCGACGCGAUACGUCCGCGGACGACAACAGCCGCACCGCCGACAACAGUUGAUCUUGGCCGCCGUGUGUCCACAGCGAUCCGAGUAGAACGUCGGUACACUCGCCCACGAUGGCGGACAACGAUAAACUUGAGCAUCAGUGUCUGCAAAAAGAAUUUGAGUGGGUGCUGAACGAAGAGGUACAUUCGAUACUGCACCAACUGAACAUCAUACUCAAUGAAUGCGUUCGACGUUUUCCGUCCUGGGACAAUGAUGUCCAAGUGAAACAGGAAAAAUUUGUCUUGUCCACGUCACCCGACCAGCUGAAAAGCAUUGUGUCCAUAUCUGGUGACACCAUAUUGCAGGCGGACAUUCAGUUUAAAGUACAACGACAUCAGCAACAGACAAUGUAUCGGACAAAUAUCCGUCAUGAUUGUCCAUGGAAGUUGCAUCAAGUUCAAGAUGCAGGCAAUCACUUGAGACAAGCCAUUUUGCAAAUUGAAAAAAUAGACAAGGAAACUAUUUUCAAUUCCUCUGAAGAAGUAUUACAUGUACUACGGAAUUUAUUAGGAUGCUUACAGAGAGGCCGUACAAGUCUAAUAGUUCCUCGAAAACGAACAAUUGAUGAUUUAAUUAAAAGCAGAAACAUGUGUUUGACACCCAACUUACCAGAAGAUUUAGCAAUUAGUUUUUACAUUCAAAGUCAUAAGCUAAUAUUUGCUGUUUACCAACUAUCCAAUUCACAUGGUGCCAUGAAGUAUGAUACAUAUCAAGCUGAAUGUACAGUACCAUGGUUAAAUGAAGUUCUUGUCCUCUUCACAGUCGCUUUACAACUAGCCCAACAACUUAAAGACAAGAUCUGUGUAUUUACUCAAUAUAGAGACAUAACUCAACUAUCAAGACCAGUUUCCAGCAUUGCAAUACAGUCAUGAGUAUUUGUUCUUUUUAAUUUCAAUUAUGAUUAUUUAACUUGAUUUAAUGAUCAAAAAAUAUAUAAUCAUACAUUUA
Molecule: messenger RNA, 1375 nt
Organism: Sipha flava (yellow sugarcane aphid)
Lineage: Eukaryota; Metazoa; Arthropoda; Insecta; Hemiptera; Aphididae
Gene: rogdi
Product: protein rogdi
Exons: 7
Coding region: 499-1299 (266 amino acids)
Cellular component (GO): RAVE complex
Source: RefSeq, a predicted model, not a curated record